AUGUCCCGAAGGCAAAGCCCACCGUCGGAUGGCGACAUGGAUUCUGAAAGAGAGUUGAGAAUGAUGGAGCAGGUCAUUCACGCAAGUGGAAGCGCAGGCCGACUGGUGGAUGGCGAUCAUCACAUGGACCCUGUUCGCGCAGCCCAGUUCCUACGCGGUUCAGUAACAACAAAGUACGUGGCAUCGUCAUCGGCCAUCCAGUCUCUCCAGAGUGUGCCGAUUUCCGAUCUGCCCGAAAGCGAAAGAACUUGCGUCAUCUGCUACAAUGAAUUCGGUGUGGAGACACCGGAGGGGGUGAAAGAGGCACCACUGCGGCUGCCCAAGUGCAAGCAUGUCUUUGGCGACCAUUGCAUCAAGAAAUGGCUCGAGGACUCGGACAGCUGUCCCUAUUGCAGAGACAAGGUGCCGAAUGAGCCCAGGAUCACGUCGACGAACCCCAACGUUAACAACAUGCUCCGUGCCCGUGGCCAAGUGAGCCUCGGAGGAUACGCUGGUUUCAUGAGAGAAAGGGAUGCCAAUCUGUCACAGGACGACUCAAGCCGGUCGUCGGCAGCUGGCUCCAGCCAUGGCGAACGUCGCUCGCCUCCAACAGACAGUGGCGAAAGUAGGCGUAGGAUUCGGCCCCGGCAUGGCACACUCCGCGGACCCGGCUCCCCGCCCUUCUCCAGCGGCUCGCGGCCCGGAUCUUUCGGUGCUUCAUCCUCGACCAACCACGAAAACAACCGGAGACCACAUGCUGCCGCGGCCGCGAAUCGGGCGUACUUGUCAAACACAAAUGCGCCAACCCGGACGGGCCACGGCUCCGCUGCGCAAGUCUCCUUUCCCGGAGGAAACACGUCUCAGUACCAGGUCCCCAGCUUCGGCUCCAUGGAGACGUCUUCUUCCGCGACGCCGACAAUGCCAUCCUACCUGCAACAGGGAAUGCACCAUGGCAACUCCCACGGAGGGCACGGUACCAGUUUCCCGAACCCGCUGAACCGAAGCUCAUUACCGGCGCCUCUCCCUGGCGCCUGGGCUUCUGGCCUUCCUUCCACGUCUGAUGACUUGCAUCGGCGUAUGAUGCCAGGCGAAGGCAACGCUCAGCUUCAGGCCAGCACUCAAUGGGGACAGCAGUAG
Molecule: messenger RNA, 1116 nt
Organism: Colletotrichum spaethianum
Lineage: Eukaryota; Fungi; Ascomycota; Sordariomycetes; Glomerellales; Glomerellaceae
Product: E3 ubiquitin-protein ligase RDUF2
Exons: 2
Coding region: 1-1116 (371 amino acids)
Biological process (GO): protein ubiquitination
Cellular component (GO): cytoplasm
Molecular function (GO): ubiquitin protein ligase activity
Source: RefSeq, a predicted model, not a curated record